This is a messenger RNA of Dendronephthya gigantea, 6911 nucleotides long. Its product is annotated as nucleolar pre-ribosomal-associated protein 1-like. The transcript is spliced from 36 exons. The record is from RefSeq and is a predicted model, not a curated record. The coding region runs from base 198 to 6470 and encodes 2090 amino acids. Gene Ontology annotation, cellular component: nucleolus. Lineage: Eukaryota; Metazoa; Cnidaria; Anthozoa; Malacalcyonacea; Nephtheidae. Gene Ontology annotation, biological process: maturation of 5.8S rRNA from tricistronic rRNA transcript (SSU-rRNA, 5.8S rRNA, LSU-rRNA); maturation of LSU-rRNA from tricistronic rRNA transcript (SSU-rRNA, 5.8S rRNA, LSU-rRNA).
AUGAAUACGUAAUACAUGAAGUAAUGUCAUGAAUCGCAGGCUCACGGACGCUUGCACAUGCCUUGCCUUCCACGUUCUUGUGUUAUGGCACAGAAUAUGGCACAGCGUUUAUAUGGAUUGGUGGUAAAAAAUUAAGAAUUACAGAAUGAACCUUGUAGAAGUGCUGCGAGAAAAAAGAAUAUACGUGUAAAAAGUACAUGCAUAGUGUGAAUAUGAUAAAGAAAGGGUCGAAACGUAAGACCUCUGCGCAGGAAAAUGAUACCACAGACUCGCGAAAGGAGGUUAAAAGGGGGAAGAAGGAUUAUCCUGUGAGUGGCGAAUGUAGUAAAGAUAUAGUAAAAGAAUUUAGUACGUUGACUAGCGUGAAGCAAACUAGACUGAAAGGCUUUAAACAGUUUCUUACAACUAUAAAAAAGGCAGAAGUAAAAAAUGAAAUCAUCUCUAUAUAUUUACAAAGUCAUCCUGACUGUUCGGAGAUGUUUGAUGUUCUCAAGGAGAGUCCUGAGCAAAGAUCAGUAUUUGAGGUUCAAGUAGUUCUUGAAAUCUUUGAAGUAAUAAUUCUUCAGCUUGUUGGAGGUGAUAUCAGGACAAAGACACAGGCAACAGCAAUUGUCUCAAUAUUUCUGGCCAAUCACAGAAAGCUUGUUUACAAUUGUUUGAAUUCUACGUCACCUUCAAAUGUUACCAUAGCAAUGCUAAGGUUGUUGACAGCCUUUGUUAUGCAUGGUCAGGCCAUAACAAGAGAACUUUUGACUACAUUUGAUUUCUCACAUAAAACAUUUGGUACACUUGUGAACAGAAGAGAUAAAAAGAGUAUCGCCGAUGUUCGCACUUGCUUUAUAAAGUUCGUGCUGUCUUUAUUUGUUACUGGAGAUGCUUCUUUGGUUCAUCAAAUUCUUCAUAUUAGAGGUUUUGCCACUUCUAUCUUAAAAAGCCUUCACAAAGAUUCAGCGGAGGUAAUUCAAUUGGUCCUGUCGACACUUCUUGCCAAGGUUGUUCAAAACAGUUCAAUUUUGAAGAAGAAUAAAAUUCUUCUUUUCACUUCGCAUUCACUCUCGCAACUGGCAAAACUGUAUUCGUAUGAAACUGACAGUUCUAUCAGAGAAACGGUGCAUUUGUUCCUGCUGGAGUUAUGUACUUCAAAAAAUGGGAUUGCAUUUGACAAUAAACAAGGAAUAUUUUCAGUGGGAUCAAACAAUCCAGUUUUAUUGAGAUUCCUUCAUUCCUUACCAAAGACGCUCGAUGAUGAUUUACUAAUAGAACUAAUCAUAAGGAUUCUUCAAAACUCCCAAGACCUGGUUUCACCAUAUUUGACUGGUUAUCAAAUGGCUCUGGAACCUCGUAACUCGCAGCAAUGGAUAAACAACUUUGUUUUUCUCAUCAAGUUAUAUUUUCACCUCCCAAUGCCUUCGACUGUGUUAAACGUUCCCUCAAUUUCUCCGGAUCAGGUUGCCAGCUCAGGUAUUCUGAGAGUUUUGUGUCCAGAAAAUUUGAAACGGAGCAUCCUGACUCGUGGGCUUCAGCACCCAGAUGUUGUAAUUCAAGGUACAACCCUUAGUAUGCUGUUGGUUAUUCUCAAACGUUCAUGUAACAUGCAGCUAACAAACAUUGAUAACAAGAUGCCAAUCUCAUUUUCGGAAAAUAUUCUUAAACUGCUGCCAAGUUUUCAGGUUCUCAUAUCAAUCCGCGAGAAUCUCAGCAAAAGAACUAAACAAGAGGAAAGUGUUAAAGAUCAUUCCACACCGUUGUCAAUCGAAGAAGCAACAAUCAUUCUUUCGCGAAUUCUUGCUUGUAUGCGGUUAUAUCAAAUAAUUUCACCUCAUUGUUUUAUCAUGUCAAACUAUGAUCCCUGGAAACUCCUUCCUCGAAACCCUGAUGAGGAAUUGUUUUUUAAUGUUUCAUCAAAAUAUUCCAUGCUGAAAAUCUUUCUAAGAUGUCCAAGUCAAAAUUUUAAGUGGCAUGCGCAGUCUAAAACGGACACAGCUGCGUAUUUCCGCCAAGUUUUACAGAUGUACCAUCAAGGUGAAGAUUCCUUUAUUCAGAGGAUGACUGAAGGACUUCUUCACAAGUUCCUUGUUGAAACUGGCGUAUGUGACUUUAACAAAGACGAGGUACCCAUCUGGCUUCACAACAUAUUAGAUGGUUGUAUCGAUGACAGAGGGGUGAUUGCCAAGUUCUUUGAGAAGAUGUAUUGUCGUUUGGCCAGCGACCCUUUCGAACUUGUGGAUGCUGUGAUUGAUUCGGUUCAAGGUGUCUCCCUGAAGACUCAUUUAGCAGUGGCAAAUGAUUUAGAGAAAAGAUGCAUGCCGUAUACUCCUAUCGUUCCGUGCGCGUUGGAAUUUUUUGUUCGUGAAAUCAAGGACGAUAAUGGUCAGAAUAGUACGCCAAGAGAUUUAGAUAUUCUUGCUCGCUAUAUAAAUCUUGUUAUUCUGGAUAUCUUGGAACUUCAAGCUGAUCCAAGGCCGUUGUGUAAUUUAGUCAUGAAGAUGUUGGUUCGAAAUAGUAUGGUGCCUAUUCCUCUACAUAUGAGGAUCUUGCUUGAGUAUAUUUCGUGCUGGACUACCGUUGAAAUCGCUGGUGAACAAAAACUAACGAAAAUGGUUAAGUCCUUGAGUAGAAAGGGAAUAUCGAAUGAACAAUUUGGUCUUUCUCCUGAACAGUUCAAUGAUUAUAUUAUUACUACUGAGCACAUCGAUGUGUCAUUUGUUGUCGGUUAUCUGAAAUGCAAUCCCGUCGCUUUCUUGGAUUCUAAGUAUUCAACGGGAUUUUUGGUUUUAAGUAAACUUCCAUCCUCUCUGGUUCUACGACAACUCUGGAUGUUCGUUAUGAAACACUGGAAUUCUACCUCGGCAUUUUCUACGAAUGUCGAGUUACUAGAAACAUUCAAAGCUAUUGUAGAUGUAAUACUACUUGUAGUGACAGAGGAGAAGAGAGAAUCAUGGGAACGAACCGUUUCAUCUGCUCUGUGGCUUGCAACUAACGUCGUUAACAUGUCGUCUGAAAUUCCUGGGGAUAAACUGUUCUUCACAGAAAUUAUGAGAACUAUCACGGAGGUUUUGCGGAUAACGUACGACCAACUACGAUCAGAGACAAAUGGCGUAUCCUGCGAUGACAAGCGUGUUGAUGAUGUAACAAAUAAUAGCGACGUUAAUUAUCUUAUAAACGAUGACGAUUUUGCUACUGACGUAAUCCACAGUGAUGUUAUAAAUGUCAUUGAUAGGACUUGUGCGAAAAAUGGAAAAGUCAACGUUCAAGAUAACGGACGACUCUCGGCAAGGCUGAUGAAAAAGGUUUUUGUACAGGAUACUUUCAUAAAAAUGUAUUGUACAUCUAACUCAGCGAAAGAUGAUCCGUGGUUGCGUCAUGUAUAUGGGAUAUUAUCGAACUGUAUUUCGUAUCUAAUGGUGCAUUUCCGUGAAGAAAUAUUAGAGGAACAAAACUAUGAAUAUUUGAAUCAAUAUUUCAUUCGUAUAUCACAAGCGGUGAAAGAGAAUGCUUUUCGUCAAAAAAUUGCUGAUGAGGAGCUUCCAUACAAAGUGUCAACAGCCUCUCUCUUUAAAAUGUUUCAUAAAUAUUUCCCGGAUCAAGUAUUUUGUGAGAUUUUUCAAAAUUGUCUGGCGUUUCCAAAGGAACACUUCAUGGAGGAGAAUGUUUUGAGUACAAACGGUGAAACGCUAAUCGACGUGGUGGAGUGUUUUCUGGAAAGAGAGGAGGCUCAUCUUAGCGAUACAACGCCCACACAAGUUUUGGAUGGAAUUCUUCAACUUCUUAUGUCCAUAAACCAUCCAAAGUGCGAUGAAGUUAUAGCCAAGUUGAUCGUACGAUUCGCGGAACUGUCAGACACUAUCUUACAGGCAGUGCUGCAUCAUUGUCUAAAUCAAAAUGCUUUCAAAGUGCGUAUAGAAACGGCCGUAUUAGUUUUAUUUCAUAGACCCGAGUAUAUCAGAGAAUUGGAGCACUGGCUUAUAACUCGUAUCGACGGAAAAGGUCAGAGAAAAAAGACCAGUCCUAAUAAAGAAGCAAAAUUUCUCAAUAAUGACCUGGAGUGGAAUAUAUUUCUUCCAUUGCUGUUGUUUUAUAUUUUACCACUUAAAAAAGAACAACAAGGUAUUGAGAAGAGUGAAAAUUGUUUGAAGUACAUUUGCGAAAAAUCGUGGCUGAAAGUGAAGGAAUGGAUUCUCGAAGGAAAAAACACAAACAGAUCGAAUGAUUUGCUCAAGAUGCUGCGUCUUUUGUUGGACACCAGUAAUGUUGACGGUGAUUUUGUACGAGAUUUGUUUGCUGGAAUAAUUGCGAAAGAACAGGCUCUUGACUGUAAUUUGUAUCAGCUUGAUGCAGUCGAGUGUAUACUCGACUACGUUUUAAAGGUAUCGCCGAACGAAAAAAAGCGAGAGAAAAUGACAACAAUUUUUCUAUAUAAAUGUAUGGAUAGGUUAAGUGGAAUAAUGAAGAAUGACAGGGCAAUCGAUCCCUUAAAGCUGAAGAUGUUACAAUUUUUGGAAAAAUAUGGAAAGAAUUCCCUAAGAUUUAAAAAGAUCGAGGCAUUUUCGGUUGAAGAGUUCGUGAAACUCACCAACAAGUUUUUGAAGUCUGGUUUGAGAUUUUUUCUCACGUCUUCACAAUCGUUACGUGUUAUCGAGUUUCUUAUCAAGACCAUCUAUAAAAGUUGUCCAAGGAAGUUAUUACUUCAAGUAACUGACAUAUGUCAGCUUAUUCUCAAUCACUCGAAAUUUUUAGAAAUCUUUCUAGGAGACAAUAAAGAAGCACUUGUUGAUCUUCUUCAAACACUGGUUGAUCUGGAACCAAAAUGCUGCAAUUCCUCGCAUGUAUUUCUUAUUCUUGGAGCUUACAGUGCCACACUUGGAACAUCAGACCAGAAAUUACUUCGUCUUCUGUACACAUACGAAACCAGUCUAGAUACUUCAGCCCUUGGCAGUGUGUUGUGGGGAGAGGCCGCAAUCCAGGCGUAUCAAGCUGGAAAGAGUGGAUCCAAAACAUUGUGGCAUGAACCGAACAUCGUACAAGUUCUUGAUCUCUUGGAUUCCAAACUCCUCUUACAAUCAGCUAAACAUUUUCCUCAAGAAAAGUCACUUCAGCCUGUCACUUGUGAAGAUUUUGGUCUUGACGCUCAAUAUUAUGAUCCAUCGUUUCUUCUGCCUAUUUUCAGCUUCUUUAUGGGACCAGGUUGUGAAGUAAAUUGUCGAAGAUUCAUAGAAAGCUCAGCUUUGGCCUAUACGUUUAGUGCAUUGACCUCUCAUCGUAAAGAAAUACGUCAAUUGGCAUACCAAAUAUUGUCAAGGUUUCAGAACCAUCUUUCUACAGCGAGAUUUCGAGAGAAGCAACAAGUUGUUCAUUUGCUACAUUAUUUUCAAAAUGGAAUAACGGAAGCGAACUUCCAGAUUUCUAGUUUGAUGUCAUCGUUUAUGGCGAGGGCAUUGCAUAUCUUCUUUUAUCCAGAAGAUCCACUGUAUUCAAGUGUGAACAGUUACAUGUUGCAAAAAGCUUUUAUGGAUCUGCGCGAUGUCCCUUUAUUUCUUUCUCACCUUAAUAAUUCUGACCUCACGUACCGUACCGAACGUACCUGGUUACUUCAUCUUAUCCUCGAUGGGUUAAGGGAUACCACAGAUUACUAUAUACUAAAAAAAAUUCACGUAUUUCAACAACUUUUAACUCUUUAUGACUGCGCCAUUGUGGAUAUAGGCGUACAGAAACUGAUUUUGAAAAUUGUACAUAAAGCUUGUCGACAUCAUGCAGUCAUUUUCGAUCUCUGUCAGAAUUAUGGAUUUAUUUCUUGGCUACAUAUACUACUCAACGAAAACAGGAGUAAUUCUGAUUGCUUUCAUCACCUAAUGGAUAUUUUAACGAUGGUAUGGUUCACCCUGCUUGGCCAAUACAGUUCGCGCGAGGAACAGGCAAAUAGUGUUAAUCAAACGUUGAACAAUCGACCUCACGUCCCAGAGAAUGCGCCUUCUCAACUGUUGAUGUUCUUGUUAAGGCUUUUACAGUCAGAUUCAAGUCUAGAAAUAUGGAGUGACGACAUAUUUUUGUCUUUUACUCGUCUGCUGUUAUCAUUGCUGAACUACCAACGGAGUUGUCGGACUGCCACAGCUAAAGUAAACGUUACCAAACAACACUUCGUGGAGAUGUGUCGGAUAUGGCAUAUGUUAUUUACAAACAUUGAUAUCCAUACCAAACAAGAAGUAUUGUUUGCAGGACUAUCGCCGUCAUCGGACACUUUUACAGCGGAAAAAUGGUUUGAUUCCUUGAGAUGCAUCGUGGAAAUAUCAGCUUACUUAGAUGGAAUGCGUCAUGGGAUAGAACCACUAAACAAUUUCCGAAUGCUUCUAAGUUUAACUGGAAGUUAUAAUACAUACAUUAAUUUAUUCAUACAGAGGAAAAUUCGCAAUGCUUUGCAUGCAUUCAUGACCAUUUCAGAUUCUACUUUACUAUCUGACAUAUUUUUUAAGUAAGAUAGUCCAUAAAAAUUUGCAGCAGUUUCAAUUCUGCUAAAGAAACCGUAAUUAUAUCAACCGUGUAGCGGGUGUUUAUUAUUUUAUUUUAUAUAUAAAUUGGUAUGCGGAUUAACCCAAUUAUGUUUGUUAAAAAAUAAACCACCUUGUUCAUAUGCAUUAACAAUUAAAACCUUUCAAAACAUGGAUGAGACAAUUUUACGUUCGCAAAUGAGGAUUUUACAACAAGAGCUGUCCCUUUUAAGCUUUAUAACCGCCAUUUGUAUUUAAAUCUGCCAAUUUUUAAAGAUAGGAGGUAUUAGGAUAUCAUCGUUGUGCGCAAUCAGACAUUCGAAUUAGAUAUAAUAAAUUAUGACUUAUAAUUAUAAUAAAUCACAUCCGAAUUUUGUUGAAUUACGACGAAAUGUCACAAGUAUUUAAUAACAUUAUGAAAAACAGGCC